Molecule: messenger RNA, 6673 nt
Organism: Rhopilema esculentum
Lineage: Eukaryota; Metazoa; Cnidaria; Scyphozoa; Rhizostomeae; Rhizostomatidae
Cellular component (GO): centrosome
Source: RefSeq, a predicted model, not a curated record
UUCUCCUGAAACAAAAAAUGCGUCUUCUUAUAAGCAGGAGAUGUGAAGGAGCCACAGAAUUUCUAUUCUGUGAAGGAGCAGUCCCAUAAUCCCUGGCGCGGAAAUCCAAAUCUGUGUCUGUGUAUUUGUUUUUGGCUAUCAAAAUGGCUUCCAGUGGCAGUUAUCAUUUGAAAACGAAUUGUACAAAUGUCGAUGUAACAUCAAACUUAAAGCAGAGAAGACAUGGAGAAGCAAUAAGAAUGCAAUCAAAGGGCCUUAUUGCAAAUAGAAGUGCUUAUUCGAGUGAUUUUUCAGCCUGGAUUGAGUGUUUCAAAAAUAUUGAUGUUGGGCCUUGCGAUCUACACAUUGGACCUGGACAAGCUCAUGUUGAUGCUGAAGAGAUGCAUGCAAAGAUAAAGCAGAUUGAAAAGGAUCGCAAUGAGAAGCUCAGACAAUUUCAGCAAGAGGUUUCUGAAAGAGUGAGAAAAGUGAAAAGAUUUGAGCACAAGAAAGAGCUCAAUAAAUCUUUAGAAAAGGUGGAGAAAGAAACCAAUGUAAUUUGUCAGAGUGCUUUUCCAAAGAAAAUACCGACAGCUAGAAGGAAUACUUGCUCAUUUAGAUCCAGUAUAUCUGCUGACAAAAUUAAGAACAUUAUGGCUGGAGAGGCAAACACAGAUGCAAGUCACAGUAUGGAUAAUGUAUUGAGCUCUGUGCAAGAAAUUGAUCAGAAAACUCAGCAAAUAAAAGAGCAGUCAAGCCAAGCAAGGGCCUGCUUGUUGUCGAAAGUGAUGAACACAGACUUGUCAGGCCUUCCAGGAGGCUACUGGGGGCAGGCAAAGCCUCAAAGAAAAAGUUGCGAUGAGGAUUUAAAAGCUGAUCGAGACGCAAGCCAAGUUCUUGAUCAGCUUUCCUUACAUUGUGACAAUGAGCAGAAAAGACAGCCAGGUGAAAUUUUAAAUGAUAUGUGGAAAGGGUUUGACACUGAGAGGUCCUUAAAACACCAGUCUUCAAAGAUUAACACCGAGAAAGAUCACUGUGACAGGGAAUUCCACAAGGCAAGGAGAAACAGCAAAGAGAAGCGUAAAAUUCGCUUUAAUCUUCCGGAAACAGAGGCUAUGCCGUCUCAUAAUGACGAGUCUCACAGUGGUAAUCUAGAUUUGCUUGCUAGACAAUCGAAGGCCAAAAAAGACCCGAUAGUGACAAACUUUGGAGCUGAUAACCAAAUAGAUAAAGAGAAUAAGCAGCAGUAUUGGACUUACAGGAAAUUAUUCAUGGAUAUUGAUAGAGAAAAAGUGCGGGAAAUUCAAAGACGAAAGAAUCACCUAAGAAUUAUCACAAGGCUAAAGCAAGAAAAGGAAACUGAACGACUGAAGAUGGAAAAGGAAGUUGAAGUCUGCAUUCCAAAUAAAAAUCACGAGGAUUCAGAUGGAUUGGUCGAUGGUGUGAAACAAGUCAAGAGCAGCGUAUGCACAAAACAAAACAUGGAAAAAAGAAAAGAGACCAUGAGGUACAUAGAUGCUCUCAAGAGCCUUAUUCUUCAAAGAGUCAAUGGAGAAGACUCACGUCUGCCACCAAUAUGCUCAUGUGGAACUACAUUGAUGGAAACGCAUCCAGAGACGUGUGCAAACAAUUGUGUCUUCUAUCAAAACCCAAAAGAAUUCGCACGUGUUCUCUCUACCGUACUGGCAACCAUGGAUAGCUGAAUUGUACCAAAGAAGACGAGUCCUAUAAUUUACAGUAAUUGUUUUUAAUGUGAAGUAUCUACAAUAUUUUCUCAAAAUCUUCUAAAUAAACUCGUUUUUCUUGCUUAUUCUUCGUACAACUAGCAGUCCUCAUAGCCAUUACAAUGUGCCUAAACGAUUACAACCACGAUAUCUCGGUUUAUAGGCUUGGUUUACGUUGAUGAGCACCACUUAUGAUAUUUCUAUUUAUCAAGAUGUUUCGAAGAGGGAUGUUGCAUCCUGCUAUUUCCGAAUCCUCACUUUUCGGCAGAAUUGAAACCUGAAUCGAGUUUAUUGGUAAAUUUUUUUGAAAAUACGAACAGCACUCUCAAAUGUAAAGACAUGCCAUUGCCUAUGUUCAUAACCCUGUCUUGGUGUUCCGCUUCUGCCAGAGUAUUUCCGUGGCUAUAGAUUCAUGAAAUAUUGCCAAUCUCCUAAUCAAGAACAAUUUGGUCCACUACUUCAAUCGGGGACUCAUUUUUCCUUUAUUCAAUGCUCAUUUUUCUUCAUUCUGUAAACUUUUGAAAAAACUGCUAAAUCUUACCAUACGUAUGUACAUCAAGGCAAAACAAAACUAUGGACAGGAGAGGUACUGACUACCAAGCUAAGAAUAAAACAGCAUAAUCAGGGGCGAAAAUCCCGGGGGUGUAGGGGGUGUAGGGGGUGUGACCCCCCCCCAAUCUAAAAAAUGGUCGAUUUCGCAGGGCAUAAUGAAGAAUUUUUUAAAGCGCAGGAACGCAACCACUGAAGUUUGUAAAUAGCCCGUUUAUGAAUUUUGAAAUAGAUAUAUCACAUUUGCGAUGAUCUUCCCUUCCUGACAUUGCAAAAUGCAACGAUGGUUGAUGCAUAGGUUUAGUGCAAGGUCCACACAAAGCAAUUUAAGUUGUAAGUUCCUCACUUUUUUCAAGAUAAGAAUUUUUUACCGUUUUUUCUUUUACUUUUUAAAUCAGUGUAUGAGAAUAGGAGAACAAACUGUUUAGAUACCGAUUUUGUUUGGUUUAUUUACUUACUUAUUUACAUCGAUGUGCAAUCAGAAACGAAAGGUCACAAUUUCUUUCUUUCCCUGACGUGUUACUUGAGUUUUAGUAUGACACCUCUCCUCCUCCAUUUUUCCCAAUAAACAAUAAUCAGUGUUUUCUGAGAAGCGUCGAAUUGUCCUUCCUAAGCAGUAUAGUAUUUUGCUAAUUUUUAGCCCGGGAGAUGCCUUUUUAGCCCCUCUACAAGUUACAAUUUCAAAAAUUUUCUUUUGCGUCGGACCGAACCUUUCGCGUCCUCCUACCUCACCAAGCUUGAUACUUCGGCCACCAGAUUCAAUUUUGUUGCGUCGCCCCUAUCAUGUAGCCGAAAAACCGUGUGAUGUAAGUUUUAUUGCAAAGAAAAAUCAAAUUUUAAAUUUAGAUUACGCUCACGUAGAUAAAUAAACAUUUCACAGGCAAUGGUAAAGAAAAAAUGUACAUUGGUAAAACUUUCAUUAGCAUCCUAUAGACAAAACUUUGCUUCGAGGUCUGCAGGGCACCACUCAAUUUUGCAGAGCAGAAACCUUUUUCACCCCCCCCCCAAACUUAUUGGCCUAGUUACGCCCCUGAACAUAAUUUGUUUAUCCGAAAGUAUAUACAUGGCAUAUCGCGAAGGCCAGGUGUCUCUAUUUCUUGAUAAUGAGUUUGUGAACUCAGAGAUUAGGAAACGUGCACUCUGAAACGUUAUAAAAAAGUAAUAAACGAUUGAAUUACAUUAUUCAUUCAACAUUUUUACGCUAACCUAGCCUGUACGAUUUCUAGAAUAUUACCUGUUAUUAUUACGACAAUAUAAGAGAGUCAUAAUAUCAACUCAAGUAAACACACGCUUUAAACUGAACUUUAGGGGCAAGACUUCAACCAGAAGGCUAUGACCGAGAGUCUAAAACUGAAUGUCCCAGAAGCAAACUUUCUUUCGUGGCACAUAGAAUUCGAAAAGGUCACAUUUCUUGCAUCCUGUAAUCCCGCAAUCAAAUUUAUCGUUAGGGUUGACACUCCGGUUUGAUUCUGGACAGGUCUUGAUUGCGCAAGGAAACCAUCGGAAGCAAAGGGAUCUCCUGCAUAUGCACCCUAGUUCCCACAUUGGGACUGCUUCUUCACACAAAGGAUAUGCUGACUCAUUUCUCACAGGCAGCCAUUUCAAUCUAUUUUGGAUAUUUGACAUUUUUUCCCCUGCAAACAAUUAAAAGUCAUUUACAAUAUUAUUUAAUAGUUUCAAAUCCGCACACAUAUGUGAUGAUGAUGAUUAUUGUUCAUUAAUGAUGUGAAUGCGAAGGAGCGGCUGAUUCUGGUGUUUCAAUAAGAAGAGAGAUAAGGGUGAUGUUAGGUUCGUCUGCGGAAUUCUGAGAGCUAAAGCAGCUGCUGCAGAUGUUCAAGUCUCAGUCACGUUGUGGACAUACUUAUGUUGAAAGCUCAAAACAGUAUUUUGAAAGCACUGUUAAAAUACACUUAAGUUGAAGGAAAGUUUGAUUGAUAUUUUGUCGGAGCAUUUUAGGCCAAGCUUCAUUACAGCUGGACUUCCUCAAUGCAAUUAGUGAUGCUAUACAAUUCAUAGUAUCGGGAAGAUUUUUGUAUAGCAUGGAAGCUGGACAGUUACAAAAAGACUCGUCGUGUUUCCAAGCAUUGCGGUCAUGCACGCUAAGAAUAACAUUUGUCGUGGUUAUUGGCUUUGGGUUGUGUGUUUCUGGACUUGUCGUUUGCUACGAAGUGUACGGGCAAAAGAUCUUGACCGGUAGCCAGGGUGAUGUAGCCCUUAAAAGCGUAUCAACUAGUUAUUGCCAAGAAGUCAAGAUUGCUAGUAAGUCCAACGGUACUUAUUUUAGCGCGUAUAUUGUCAGAGGAAACCCGCCAAUGUCAUCAAAAAGUGUUGUUUACGUCAAUGCAAAAACAUUUUUCAUGCCCUCGUGGUCAUAUCAAUAUUGGACAUUGUACCUACUGAAAGGCUCGCAUGUUGAUAUAUACAUCUGUGCCAAUCAGUAUUUAAUGUUCUAUGUUAUAAUGGGAAUGAAGUCAUUUAAAGAAUGGAAACAAACAACUCUUUAUCAAGACUAUGAUCAAGUUCAUCGGCUGUUUCCAAAAGAAAACUGUAAGAACAGAGAUAGUUUCAACCAUUAUACAAUACAAGUAAAAAAUUCAGAUUAUUAUCAUCUUCUUCUGUCAUCAUCUGUUGGUUGGAGAUUCUAUACAAAAGUUUCACUUGCAGUACAUUUUGAUAGAACUGUGUACAAUACCACAUCAGCAAUUCAGUCAUGUGUUGAUGUGGGAUUUAACAGUACAUGCUCAUUGUCAUUAGAAUACAACUCUAAAGAUUCCAUUGUCAUAGUGCAUGGAGGGACCAAAGGAAAUAUUCCAGAUAUGUUCCAGACAAGCAAACUUUAUUGGCAUCCAGUUCCUAGACUUCAAUAUUAUGCGAAAUUCUUUGGAGGAAUUUUUACUGCUAUCCUGUUCUUUACACUCUUCUAUACUGUUUAUCGCUUCAUUGUGAAGAAAUUAGACAAAUCAAAGAAAAAACAAAAGAAAAUGACCUCUAGAGAGCUAAUUCUUGGAGCAGAUAGGAGGUCAAGUAGCAAAUUGUACCUUCCAAGGCGUCCAAGGAGGACUACACUAGCAAGCUAUGAAGUUGUUGGGCAAACUGAGGAAGAAUUGGAAGAUGAGAGAAAUAUGUCUCGACUCAAUGAGGAAUUUAAUGCAAGCAAUACAUAUUCAACAACAGAACAAGUACGAGAUAUGAGCAUGACAGCUGCAGGAAUAAGUGCUAUCUAAAAAAUCUGAUGCAAUGUAAAAACAAAUAAGUGCAAUAUUAAAUGAACUGGGACUUUAGUGUGAACUGCUCCAUUCAUAUGUGAUUAUUAACCAUUAGGUUACUGAAUUCAUAAACUAAAUUUAAUGAAAACAUGAAGUUGAUUUUAGCACAUAAAUCACUGAUGAUAUCAAAAUGAUUUCUAGGUCAGGUUGUUUGAUUCAUACAUAAAUUAGUAUGAGUCAUUUGAAGUCAACAUAGCAACUGGCCCCAGCCCUACUGUUACUUCAACGUCCCUGAAUUUCUUCCUAAAAAAAUACACACAUUAAAACAUUUCAUACUGUCACUAGGAAAAGCAGAAGCAGGAUGGGAUGGGGGGCUAGAGGGUAUCAGCUACCCUUAAACUUGCAAAAGGUUUUGAUAAAUAUCAACUUAAGAACCUUUUUGUUUUCAACAAAUGGAAAAAUUUUGAUCACCCUGUCCACUCCCUUAAUAUCUAUGAUGCUCUGCAUACUAUACUAACUCAGUCCUUGAAAUGAUGAUAAUGAUUGAAGUUUAUUGUGUUCCUAAUAAGCGUUAGUUAUAGCCAGGCCUGGAAAGAGAUAAUGCUUGAGUUAGACCAAGCCUUUCCACAUGCCCAACUGUGCCCCUAAAAGUUCAAUGUGAUAAGCAUAACACCAUUGUUUUUUUAUUAACUCACAUAGCAUGGUUAUUAUACAGCAGGGCCCCCUUGGUGGUCCCUCUAAAUGUUAUCUUCAUAUAAGCUGUAUUGAGAAUGCAGAUUUAAGCAUUGAGAUAUUCUGAUGCUAGUUUUGCGACCAAGUUUGAAAGGGGCUACGAUUAUAGUGCACUUGCAUAAAAGCCAAGAGAUUUUUUUACAAUGAGAUUCCAAGUUAUGGGCAUUAUUGCAGCAGUGUCUUUUAUAUCAAUACAUUAAUUAACCUUUCAUAAAUAACUUCCAUGGAAGCUUACCAGAAUUAAUACUGACUAAAAACUUUUAUAUUUAAAGCCCUAAACAACUGUUUCUAAAGGCCUAAAAUGACUCUUGUUGCCAAGUUACAUAAAAGCAUAUGCUAGUUGUAGUCAAAAGGCCCAAAUUCUUAAGCCUGUAGAACCAUGCAAAUUAUCUUGGUGCACAAAUGUAUCCUAAUGUUGUAAUCUGAUUUGGUAUUGUGAUGAUUUAUUGAGCAAUUUUUUACAAUAAUAUCACAAAAGGAGAA